AAGCCCCCCUGCGUGCGUUACGUCGCGUGAGGCAGCUCCGGCCAGGGUCGCUUCGGCGUUUCUCCCCGCCCCGCAGUCAUGGCGGCGGAGCAGGAGGCCUUGAAGGGCGGCGGUGGCAGCGUCCGCAACCGGGGGGGCGUCCAGCGCGUCGAGGGGAAGCUCCGCGCCAGCGUGGAGAAGGGAGACUACUACGAGGCGCACCAGAUGUACCGGACGCUGUUCUUCAGGUACAUGUCACAGGGCAAACACGUGGAAGCCAGGGAGCUUAUGUAUUCAGGUGCUCUGCUGUUCUUCAGUCAUAAUCAACAAAACAGUGCUGCUGAUCUAUCCAUGCUAGUUCUUGAGUCUUUGGAGAAAUCAGAUGCAAAAGUAACAGAUGAGCUAUUAGAGAACCUGGCAAAAAUGUUCAGUCUGAUGGAUCAAAACUCACCUGAAAGAGUAGCUUUUGUGUCCAGAGCACUCAAGUGGUCCAGCGGUGGAUCAGGGAAGCUGGGACAUCCAAAAUUACACCAGUUGCUGGCUAUCACGUUAUGGAAAGAGCAGAACUAUUGUGAAUCUCGCUAUCACUUCCUGCACUCCACAGAUGGAGAAGGUUGUGCAAAUAUGUUGGUAGAAUAUUCCUCAGCCAAGGGAUAUCGCAGUGAAGUGGACAUGUUUGUGGCUCAAGCUGUGUUACAAUUCCUCUGCUUGAAAAACAAAACGAGCGCAUUGGUGGUUUUUACGACAUACACACAGAAGCAUCCUUCCAUAGAAAGUGGACCACCCUUUGUACAGCCCUUGCUUAACUUCAUUUGGUUUCUGCUGCUGGCGGUUGACGGAGGAAAGCUGACCGUAUUUACAGUAUUGUGUGAACAAUAUCAGCCUUCCCUGAAACGGGAUCCCAUGUAUAAUGAAUACCUAGACAGAAUAGGACAGCUCUUCUUUGGUGUCCCCCCCAAACAAACGUCAUCCUAUGGUGGAUUACUAGGCAAUCUUUUAAACAGCCUAAUGGUAGCUGGGGAAGAGGAGGAAACAGAAGACGACCAGCAGGAAGACAGCAGCCCCAUUGAGCUGGAUUGAGCUCUUCCAGAAUCACUCGGAAUCCGACCAUGUGCUCACCCAAAACACCAACACCAACAAAAAAAAAAGACAUUGGGAACGAAUCCUGCAGUCGUUUCUCAACAGGUUAAAGGGCCCCUCUGUUAUGUUUAAAAGAAGAAGGUUGCUGAGAUGUUCAUAAUGUUUUGGUCUAUAUUAUUUAUGUAAAAAACAAUGGGCUGGGGUAACCAGGAGAACUGAUUUUGUGUGAUCAUUAGCGGACCCUUAGUUGCCGGCAGCGAACUGAAAAGGCGCCUUCUCUACUGUUUUACGAGCAGUAUUUUCUCCUCUCGCAGGCCCACUGAAUAAAACCAGAAACACGCAUUGGUUGCUUUAUAUUUUUAAAGGCUACCGUUUUAUUUCAGCAAAUUAACAGAUUAAGGACUUGAUUGUCAAGGGGUGGGGGGAAAGGUGGGGGGUGUCCUUGAAAAUUCAGGCAUAGCUGCUCAAGAAGGUGUUCUGUAGACCUGGUGCCAAAAAAAAAAAAAAUGAAUUUUGAGAUGAGCCAAAGAAAAUUUGCUACUCAUUGAAAACCCAAGCAGAGAGUACCAAAUUCAUAUCCGUCGUAGAAAAAAUGAUGCCUUUGAGGAAUCUAGGAAGAAGGGGAACAAGAAGUGGCCAGAGCACGAUUUAAGGCAACAAUCCUUUCUAAAAUACAUAAUUUAACUUAAACAUGGAAAGCUUAGUCAAAGGAGAAUGCCCAGUGGCCCUUUAUGGACUACACCUAAAAUCCCUCUCUUCUCCUAAAGAGACGAUUUAUUUGUCUGAACAUCCAGCAAUCUCACAGCAGCCCUGCCCAAGCCGCUACAUUUUGGCUGAUGAAGAAAGACAUGUUACAAGCAGAGCGAUCCUUAGGUGAAGGGGGUGCUGUGGACCUUUGGGUUCUUAUCAUUAUUUAUUUUGAUGGGAUGAUUUAUUGAUCCAUUUUAACACUUCAUGUACAAAUAAAGAACAAAAUUACCAGUAGCUAAAAACCACUCACUAGGCUUUGCGUAACACUGCAUCUCGUCUCCGUUAAUGCACACAACACCAGAAAUUAGCCGUAUGAUUAAAAGAUGAAAUGGAGGAGGGAACACUUUAUUUUUUCACAUUAAAAAAAAAAAGGCUUAGAUUAAUACGGUGAUCAUGCAUGAAAGGGGAAUAAUACAUUUUUAUUUACUGUAAAAAAAAAAGGAUGACUUUGUGUUAAUUGUUGAGUAUAAAAUAAAUACUUUAUACUGGGAUGUCUGCUGCUCUUA
Molecule: messenger RNA, 2315 nt
Organism: Python bivittatus (Burmese python)
Lineage: Eukaryota; Metazoa; Chordata; Lepidosauria; Squamata; Pythonidae
Gene: GET4
Product: guided entry of tail-anchored proteins factor 4
Biological process (GO): protein insertion into ER membrane
Cellular component (GO): BAT3 complex; cytosol
Molecular function (GO): protein binding
Source: RefSeq, a predicted model, not a curated record